Bactrocera dorsalis (oriental fruit fly) is the source of this 667-nucleotide messenger RNA. Its product is annotated as lysozyme P-like. Lineage: Eukaryota; Metazoa; Arthropoda; Insecta; Diptera; Tephritidae. The record is from RefSeq and is a predicted model, not a curated record. The coding region runs from base 187 to 621 and encodes 144 amino acids. The transcript has a single exon. Gene Ontology annotation, molecular function: lysozyme activity.
AAGAAAAUAUACCAAAACCUUUCAUAAAACGCGCCAUUUUAACUACUCCAAACUCAUUAUUCUCAUAAUUAACCAACUCGAUUUAAACCUUUUUAUUUUAAAAGCACAUAUCCUUAAAAGAAAGUAUAAAUAUCGUCAAUCCAACUGUCAACAAAUCAUUUUCACGCCAAAAUCCGACCUUUCGACAUGAAAAUUCUGCUCGUCUCACUUUUGCUAGCAAUCGCGCUUGGCAGCGUAGAGCCACGCAUACUCGAUAAAUGUUCACUGACACGCGAACUGGCCGGUUUGGGUAUACCACGUGCCAAUAUACCCAAUUGGGUGUGCAUCGCACAAUACGAAAGUAAUUAUAACACCGCCGAGUUGGGACCACCAAAUCCGGAUGGUUCGCGCGAUUGGGGUAUAUUCCAUAUAAACGAUCGUUAUUGGUGUAAUCCUGGUGACGGCCGACCCAGUGCAAAUACUUGUCAAGUGUCCUGUCAAUCGCUCUAUACGGACGAUAUAGCGGCAGCUGUGACGUGUGCACGAACAAUUAUACGUACGCAGGGUUUCGCGGCUUGGAAUACGUGGAAUAAUAAUUGUGGCAGAGGGGCGAAUGUACCGAGCAUCGAUGACUGUUAUUGAGGUGGUAUGAGUGGUUUGUGUGGAAAAUAAAUUCAUGAUUAAACGA